AUGAGAAAAGGGCCCUGGAUUUCAGCCACAGGUCCUACUGGGCAGCGUCUGGCGCCGCCCCGGCCCUCCAGGCCUGGCACUCGCCCUAAACAAACAUGGCGCCGACGGCCUCACGCGCCUCACGCCGCAGGCGCGUCACGCGACAGGCCCGCAGGGCUCCGCGGGCGCCGCUCUCAUCCGCUUAGACUGGCUGACAAGACAGGGAGCGGGAACUAUGACCUGGAUGGUGGCGGUGUCCGGGGCCGCUCUGGGGCCGCUGUUGUGUGGCUGCGCGCAGGCGCUGCUGGGCGGGAUGGUGUACACCGGGGAGAGCGCGUCGCGGGAGCGCAAGGAGCUCCACCGCCUCUGAGGCUUCCCAGCCCACUUCUCCGUCAACCGACGCCUGGGCUUCCAGGAGCAGAGGUACCGGUGACCGUUAGGAGAGGCGCCCGGAAACCCGGCGUUGGGAAUGGUCGGGCCCCACCUUGGACAUACCGGUUCUCUGCAUCUUCAAUGAUAUCAGCCAGGACUGGGCAUUUUGUCAGCUGGGUGUGGCAUGAACGGGAGGUGACCCUGCUGAAGCAAUGGAUCCAGGACCUGCACACAAGAGUGAUGCUGAGGAUUGGCAGUGCCCACUUCUAUGCCAUUGUGUGGGUGAAUGGUGUCCACACGCUAGAGCAUGAAAGGGGCUACCUCCCCUUCGAGGCUGACGUCAGCAGCCUGUUCCACGUGGGUCCCCUGCCCUCCCGCCUCUGAGUCACUGUCGCCAUCAAGAGCACGCUCACCCCCCCCCACCCUGCCACCAGGGACCAUCCGUAUGUGACCGACAUGUCCAAGUGGGUACCAUCUUGCCUCCACUGCACACACCCACCUUCCCGCCCCACCCUGUGGUCUUCCUGCCAGGGACAGGGUGGCCUUCGCAGAGAGGAGGCCCUGAUCUGGGGAGGCAUGUGAGCUGAGGGCAAAAGACCCGUGGCAAGGGCCCAGCAAACCACAGUCCUCCCGCCCUCGGUAUCCCUAGGGUUACUUUA
Messenger RNA from Macaca mulatta (Rhesus monkey), 1010 nucleotides. The record is from RefSeq and is a predicted model, not a curated record. Lineage: Eukaryota; Metazoa; Chordata; Mammalia; Primates; Cercopithecidae.